CUGCAUCACACCUGCACGUACUACUUACCACUUUGCCACAGAUGCAUAUAACAAAGUUCACAAAUUUGUGAAUAAUCUUACAGUAUAAUGUGUGUUUUUUUACAGGCAGAAAAUUCAGAUGAAGGCAUCAUUGAUGUAACUGAAGCUUCUGCUCUGUCUUUCUCAUCUGUUCAGCCUUCAGUUUGUGUUGAGAAUACAUCUCAGAGGGAGAAUAUGAGCAGCAAAAGCACAUUUGCUGAUGAUCACUCACUACCUUCAGAAAGCCACAUUUGCAGAUCAGAAUCUGUCACAGCUAAGACCAGUGUAUGUGAGGGUACAUAUAGGAAUUAUGUAGAUCUUUUGGAUACUGGAAGUCUUUCAGACGAUUCAGAUUUAAAUGAAGCCAUUUCCCGAUCUCUUGUGGACAUUCAACCUAUGCUGGAAGAAAGCUGUUCAUUGAAAGAAAUACUUAAGCCCCUUGAAAAUUCACUCAGCAGUGAAGUUGUUCGUUACAAUAUUACAAGGAGAAAUGUUUGGGAUGGUACUGUCCGAGCCAUGAGCCGACCUAACUUCUCACCAACCAAGCAGAUGGACAUAAAAUUUACUGAUAAUGAAGGAAUUUCUGAAGGUGCAGUAGAUCUCGGUCGUCCAAAACGUGAAUUUUUGCGCCUAGUUCUGGAAUACGUUCUGGAUCACAGCGGAAUGUUUGAAGGACCACAAGGAAAAAAAGUUCUUGCUUGCAGUAUUGCAGCACUUAAGGGCAACAGCUACUUCUAUGCUGGACAGCUGAUGGCUAUGUCAAUCAUUCAUGGAGGUCCACCUCCUCAGUUUUUGUCUCCAGUUCUCACUGAGGCACUGAUAUGUGGACCUGAUAAAGUAAUUGUAUCUGCAGAGGAUGUGGCAAACGAAGAAAUCCGUUCACAAAUAAUACUGGUGAGUUGUUAACUUGUUUUUUUCAUUUCUCAAUUUGAUGUAUAUGCAUUAAAGGAGAAAAGCAUAUCCCAGAAUAUUAAAUUUAAACACAAAGAAAAAUGUUUACAGUAGCUACAGUAAUGUUUUGUUAUGAUUUAAAUAUGUAUUAAGAUCAAUCAAUAUGUUAAUAUGUCCCAUAUUUCAAUAACACUCAGGUAGGUGAUCCUGCACUACUGUGGAGCUCGACACCUUGACCAUUUUGUUC
This is a messenger RNA of Acipenser ruthenus (sterlet), 1156 nucleotides long. RefSeq names its product G2/M phase-specific E3 ubiquitin-protein ligase-like. The record is from RefSeq and is a predicted model, not a curated record. Lineage: Eukaryota; Metazoa; Chordata; Actinopteri; Acipenseriformes; Acipenseridae. Gene Ontology annotation, molecular function: ubiquitin-protein transferase activity. The transcript is spliced from 5 exons. Bases 88 to 924 code for a protein of 278 amino acids.